Messenger RNA from Colletotrichum gloeosporioides, 1119 nucleotides. RefSeq lists its product as uncharacterized. The transcript has 5 exons. Bases 1 to 1119 code for a protein of 372 amino acids. The record is from RefSeq and is a predicted model, not a curated record. NCBI's taxonomy places the organism in Eukaryota, Fungi, Ascomycota, Sordariomycetes, Glomerellales, Glomerellaceae.
AUGGCUGCCACGCCCGCUGUGAUUCGCACUGAAUCAAACGGACAUAUUGUGAGCGGUAUUGCGAUUGGCUUCGUCGCUGCUUCAGCGGCCGUUCUCUCCCUCAGACUCUAUACACGACUAAUGCUCCUGAGGACUGCUGGGAAAGAUGACUUGAGUAUCGUGGUUGCAGAGUUGUUCGCAAUAGUUGUGACAGUCGCAACUUGUCUUGAGGUCAAGUAUGGUAUGGGAAGGCAUGUGGAGAACGUGUCUCUGGAAGAAACGCUUCAACAGCUCAAGUUUCUGCUUGUUGCUGUCCUCCAUUACAACAUGGGGAUGAACGUCGUUAAAGUUUCUUUUCUCUUCCAAUACCGACGCGUCUUCCCUUCCAAGGGAGUUCAAAGAAUCUGCCUCUGGGCGAUGGUGUUUGUUGUCCUGUGGGCAUGCGCUCAAGCUACGUUACUCGGCACAUCGUGCCUGCCAAUCUCCAUCAUCGUUCCCAGUACCGCCAGCUUCUGUCUCAACACGCUCCCAAUUUGGUACUUUUCCUCAGCCAUGAGCAUGGCCACGGACAUUAUGAUCUUCUGCAUUCCUCUGCCAUCCGUUCUCAAGCUGCGGCUUCCUAAGAAGCAGAAAGCCAUGUUGUUUGGAGUCUUCUCUCUUGGCUUCUUUGUGUGUAUCAUCUCCGUCUAUAGAAUGUUCACCCUCCGCACCGCGGUCUACAGCGAGGACCCCCCCUGGGAGAAUAUCGGCGCCGCGAUCUGGUCCGCCAUCGAACUCAACACCUCUAUCAUCGCCGCCUCUCUGCCGACCCUCCGGCCGUUGCUCGCGAAGUGGCUUCCAGGAGCAGGCCUGUCGUCCGCUCACAAGAGCGGGACUAGCGCCUACCCACGAUACGGGAGCUCAUCGGGGAUCGGCCGCAGCAACUUCAAGGAGCUAAAGAGCAACAACACUCAAAGGGAGGUCAGCACCGAGGAGCUUGUGCUCAAGGAUAUGAUAGCCAGCCAGUCGGGGGCUGUGCCUGCGGUCUACUCUCAUGUGACGGCGGAGCCGAAGACAGGGCACGUGGGCCAGGAACUGCGAGGAGACUUUAGGAACCAAAUAAUGGUAACGAGAGAGACUACCAUCAGGCAAGGUCGUUGA